CAAAAAGCUCGAACUUGGAGUGAAGCACAAGAAACUGUAGAGAACGAAGGCACGAAGAACGAAGAACUCGCCAUAACCGAAGCAAUAAUUUAGAGAUCAAUGGUUUUGCUAAUGCUUCACUCGAAAGAUAAACCUAAUCUGCUUUUUUGUUAUUAUUUAUCCUGCGGAUGAACGAUCAUUGAAAAUCCGCUCGAUGAUUUGUGGAAACCUGCGUUUGCUUCCGAUUCAAGUGUAUUUAUUUGUGUGUUGACUAAAAGUAUUGUAAUAUUAUCAUUAGUCAAUGAUACUGCUGGCCAAUCACUGCGGAGAUGCUUCGAAAUCGAGUUUUGCAAUAGUGUAAUGAUGAUUUGAGUAUUUUAAUCGGAUAUUUGUUUAUUUAGUCGCAAAUUCUAUCUGAUUUUUGGUUUUAUGGUGUUUUUGGUUUGACCGGUGUUUAAAAAAACCUGUUCAAAUUCAUCGUUUAAUUCAUUGCCGAAGGGAGAAAGGGACGAGCGAGCCGUCAAUCUGCGGUCGGUCGGAAAGGGUUAGAAAAUCCUCAGAAAAAGACGAAAUAAGAAAUAGCGAUUCUUUUCUCACCUAUAUAUAUAGAUGUAGACACAUAAUCACGCACAAACGUUCGAGUCUAUCUUUUUCGUUCGGUGCUCUAUAUUAUUUUUCACAUCUUUAUGGCAAUGUUACUAAGAACGAUGAAGCUGCGGAAAUGGCGGAUUUAGUCAACAGCUUAGGUAUUCCGGGGAGCUUUUGAGUGUUUGAUCGUCAACCAUCACUGUUGCUAAUGGUGUCUCUCCAUAAUAAUACAAGUUGGAAAAUGUAUGUAUAUCUUGUCUUAUGUAUUACUUAGGUACCACUGAACUUAUUUACAAGCAAAGUAUUUGCUUGGCGGUGCUUCUCUGUUGCCUUUGCAAGUUAAUAACAAGGCUGUGGCAUCAGCAGUUGUUCCCAUUGGAUUUGUCUUUGAAAAGAGAGAGAUUCGUCAGUUUUGCUAUGGAGUCAUCCAAAAAUCAACAUUUUGUGCCAUUCCAUCCUUCUGAACAUGGAGCUGAUGAUCAUGGUCCUGCAUCACAUCUUGUGAAUGUUGAUCCUUCAGGACAUGCCAAUAUGAGUUCAAGGUCUUCAAAUAUUUUCUCAGAAAAUAAACCCGUACUCAAUUACUCAAUACAGACUGGUGAAGAGUUUGCUCUUGAGUUUAUGCGAGACCGGGUUAAUCCCAGGAAGCCAUCUAUUCCAAAUGCACCUGGGGAUUCCAGUUAUCCGCCUGUUUACAUGGAGCUCAAAGGUAUUUUAGGUAUUAGUCAUACUGGUUCUGAAGCUGGCUCAGAUAUCUCUAUGCUUGCCUCAGCAGAAAAUUCUACAAGGGGUUUCGAGCCACAUAGUUUGUCUUCACUUGGGAACCAGGGUAACCAUCGAUCAUCAUUUGAUUCUGUACAACCCGUGCCACAUGCUUUAUCAGAUUCUAAUAUUCAUCCCACGCUUACACAUACCACGUCAGGAGCAUCUGAUAGCUCGUCAACCAAACUCAAGAUUCUUUGCAGUUUUGGUGGUAGAAUCCUGCCUCGCCCAAGUGAUGGAAAACUGAGAUAUGUUGGUGGAGAAACACGCAUAAUCCGAAUAAACAAGCACAUUACGUGGAAAGACUUGUGGCAGAAAGCCUCUUUGAUUUAUGAUGAAACAUGUGCUAUAAAAUACCAGCUCCCAGGAGAGGAUCUUGAUGCUUUGGUGUCCAUAUCAAGUGAUGAAGAUUUACUGAACAUGAUGGAGGAAUGCAAUAUUGGGGAAGAUGGAGAAGGAUCAAAAAGACUUCGGAUGUUUCUAUUUUCUCCUGGAGAUUUGGAUGAUGCUCAUUUCACUCUGGCAAAUUCUGAUGGUGACGCAGAGAUGAAGUAUGUUGUUGCUGUCAAUGGCAUGGACUUUGGAUCUCGAAAACGCUCUACUUUACGAGGCUUAUCAAACUCUUCCAGAAGCAAUUUAAACGAGUUAGACGCACUGAAUGCUGAUGGAGACCCUAGUACUGCCACUGAACUUAUGGGAUUUAGUAACUCAAAUUUAUCAGGCUUCAAUGCCCUGCCAGCAGCAAUUGAUCCUUCCAAUUAUGUUGCUCCAACAUUUAACAUUGCUGAAACUGGUUUGCAUAUGUAUCAUGGCCAGUCUGUGCACUAUGAUCAUGAAAGACGACAUUCUCCUCAAUUUGGCUACGAUUUUCAGUCACCAUAUGAUAUGGCUUCUGAUAGUACUGCAACGCAAUCUUUUUAUGGACAUGAAGGGAAGACUUUGGAUAGCUCAGGUACAAUGGGCGCUGUACCAGUGCAAGAAAAGCAAGCAAAAAUGAAAGUUGAUUCCUUUCCUGAACCUGACAGUGGAAAUGAUUAUAUUACUUCACAGGCACACAGUGAUAAUACUAAAGGCAGUUUUCCUGUGGAAGAGUCAUCCAUCUUGGCCACUAAUCUGGACAGAGAAUUUUCUGCAAAGGCUUUAAGGGGGAAUGCAAUGGCUGGGGAAUCUGCACAUGUCUCUAAGCCUCUUGAUACUGUUACUCAGACUGAGCUCCAUACUUCUGACAGUAAGGAGCAGUCUACCUUUGACACUGCUCCUGUUUCUGAUUCCAUCAACUCGAAAUCUGAUAUUGCAGAUUUGAGCUACAUUGGGUCACCUAUUGCCCCUCAGAGGGUCUUCCGCUCUGUGUGGAUUCCUCGAGAGCAGGCAGAAUUGCAUAGCAGAAUAUCAAAGUCAGAUGAUUCACAUGCUUCUCAGUUUCUUGUUAACCAGGCACAAACUGAUCAUUCUGAGCAAGCUACGAAUGCAACCUCUGUUGAAAAUUUACAAAAAGGGAAUAUGGCAAUUCCAACUCAACCGUCAUCUUCUAGUGAGAAGCCUUUCCCCGAAGAACCUGAAACCCUCCAGGAUGGGGUUUCCACAACUCAAAAGCCAAAGCCAGCAGAGCACCUUGAAAAUCAAGUUCUCAAGGGAGAAACAGAACCUGGACUAAACAACACCGCUGUGAGCCAUGAGAAUUCCAUGAAACAAUCUGACGAAUGUAAUCCUUGGGCUGGGGGGGUUCAAACUCACUUUGUUCUUAGUGAUACCCAUGGUUAUCCUCAACCUUCAACAAGGACAGCCACUGAGGAAGAAUCCAAUGUUGACCUUCCAAAGAAUGAGCAGGGAGAUAUUCUUAUUGAUAUCAAUGAUCGGUUCCCUCGUGAUCUUCUUUCUGAUAUUUUCUCUAAAGCUGUACUUUCUGAUAGUUCGUCUGAUUUUGGUCCCAUACAAGGUGAUAGAGCUGGCUUAAGUGUGAACAUAGAAAACCAUGAUCCUAAACACUGGUCCUUCUUUAAGAAACUGGCAGGGGAUGACUUUACAAAAAGGGAUGUUUCUCUCAUUGAUCAAGAUCAUGUAGCAUUACCAUCUGGCCUUGCAAAAGUUGAAGAGGAGGCUCCUUUAGCCUAUGAUUUCAUGCCAGCUAGGAGAGAUGAAAUUCUUCAGAGUCACAAGGGACUGCCUGGGAGAAAAGGUGAAGAUGACCAGAAUGCCAUCUCUAGUGGUGUUGGAGCUGUCUCCACAACAGUUCAUUCUAAUUUUGAUGCAUCACACGUGAAAGUGAGCGAAGGCUUGCAAAAUGAUGAUUUGGUUGAUGAUAUGAGAAAUCGAGAUUUGGAAUAUGAGGAUGAAAGUGGAACUGUUGACGUGCCUCCUUUAGAUCCUUCUUUGGUGGAUAUUGAUAUCAGCUCAUUGCAGAUUAUAAAGAAUGCUGAUCUCGAGGAACUGAGGGAACUUGGUUCUGGCACAUUUGGGACUGUAUAUCAUGGAAGAUGGAGAGGCUCAGAUGUAGCUAUCAAGCGCAUCAAAAAGAGUUGCUUCACCGGCCGUCAAUCAGAGCAAGAAAGACUGACAAUUGAAUUUUGGAGGGAAGCUGAAAUUCUCUCAAAGCUUCACCAUCCAAAUGUCGUUGCAUUUUACGGUGUGGUACAAGAUGGACCAGGGGGGACAUUGGCUACUGUGACGGAAUUCAUGGUGGAUGGUUCUCUGAGACACGUCCUACUUCAGAAAGGAAGGAAUCUUGAUCGGCGCAAGAGGCUCAUAAUUGCCAUGGAUGCAGCUUUCGGAAUGGAGUAUCUGCAUUCAAAGAACAUAGUGCACUUUGAUCUAAAAUGUGACAAUUUGCUAGUUAACUUGAAAGAUCCUACGAGACCUAUCUGCAAGGUUGGGGAUUUUGGCUUGUCCAAAAUAAAGAGGAACACCUUGGUUUCUGGUGGAGUUCGGGGAACUCUUCCAUGGAUGGCUCCGGAGCUGCUAAAUGGGAGUAGCAAUAAGGUUUCCGAGAAAGUCGAUGUUUUUUCAUUUGGUAUUGUCUUGUGGGAGAUACUCACGGGGGAGGAACCGUAUGCCAACAUGCAUUAUGGUGCCAUCAUAGGCGGGAUCGUGAACAACACAUUGAGGCCAACCAUUCCGAGCUAUUGCGACGCAGAAUGGAGAAGAUUGAUGGAGCAAUGUUGGGCACCUAAUCCUUCAUUAAGGCCGUCUUUCACGGAAAUAGCGAGCCGGCUGCGCGUAAUGUCUACCGCGGCACAGACAAAGAAGGCUGCCUCGGGUUCUUAGGUAAGAAAACUGUUUGUUUUUGUAUUGUCUUUUAAUCAAAAUCGAUAAAUUUGUUGAUUCAAUUCGAUGUGUGUACUAACUAUGAAGUUCUGCAAAAAAAUGGUGGUCUUGCUGUAAUUUAUGGAUA
Molecule: messenger RNA, 4717 nt
Organism: Andrographis paniculata
Lineage: Eukaryota; Viridiplantae; Streptophyta; Magnoliopsida; Lamiales; Acanthaceae
Exons: 9
Coding region: 829-4590 (1253 amino acids)
Biological process (GO): protein phosphorylation; signal transduction
Cellular component (GO): cytoplasm
Molecular function (GO): protein binding; ATP binding; protein kinase activity
Source: RefSeq, a predicted model, not a curated record